GAUGUCGCUGGCAGAGAAAUCAAGAUGGCAUCCGAGGCUGGUAAAAGUAUCGUGUCAAACGAACGGUGUUGUGAUGUAAAUAAUACGAUCGAGCGCGUGCACGACGAUACAGAGACAGUCGCGAGCGUCGUGCCGGUAACGAGGACGACGUCGUGGAACGGUGUCGUCAAACGAGGAAACGAAUUCGCGGAGGAUUCGGUCAGGACGCCUACGAUAGUUCCGACAGCGUCGUCAACGUUCGAUGCGAAUUCUGAGGGGAACAAGGAGUCGCGGGGCAACGUGGUGGCGGAUUUCGUGAAGCCCGCCGGUGAUGUUCGCCACGGGAUUCCUGUCACCGCGAAGUCCUCGGAUCAAUCACGAACCAUGUCCGAUCAAAGGAACGAUCUGGAUGGUGUUGACCAUUUCGCAGAACAAUCCGAUGGAAAUCCAGAUAAAUGCAACAAUGAAGUAGCGAAACCUCCGAUAGAACAGCAUGUCAUUCAUGCCGAGCCAGGAUACAACAAGGAUGCAGCGAUCGUAUCUGGAGGGCUUCACGCGAAUGGAUUGCCGACGAAACUUGAGGGAUGCGUGAGUUUCGAGCAUGGAAACACGCCGCAGCUGGGCGAGAGCCCUCAGAGCAGCGGCGAGGUGAUCAGCAGUCCCAGAAGUCCGGACUAUCCACCGAGAGUCUCCGACGGUCCGAAUAGUCCCAGCACGACUCUAGCCAGUGGCAUGACGUCGUCCUCGACUAUAGCUAUGGACACGGCGAAAUACGAAACAGAGGAUUCAAACAAUAUAGCAGUGGCUAAAGUGAAGAAGAACUUGUCGUAUGCAUUUUGCGGGCAGUUGGAGCAGCCGAAAGAGCAAAUUCAUGUCCCCAUACGAAUGAACACGAAUGACAAUGAUACUAAGAUAGAGACGAAAAUCGACGUGAUUAACGUGAAACCCGAACCCGUUGAAAUAAAAGCAGAAUUGCCAGAUUGCCAAGAGCAAAUGGACGUAACCAAAUCUGAAUUUGAUAACGACAAAUCUACGAUAGUCAAGCAAACUAUGGACAGUACAGAAAUUUUGUCUCAAACAACAAAUUGCCCUGCGUCGUCGACUUCUCAAUCGAAAUCGUGCUCCUCCUCUUCCACCGCUGCGAGAGAGAAACGGAACAAGGAGCACAGCGAGCGACGCUACUGUUCCCGCUGCUAUAAACGCAGCAAGAUAAAACGCGCCAACAUCGGUGUUCAAUGCAAACGGGAUCGUACCAGUAGUACGAGUAUACUUCCUCUCAACACGAAACCAAUCCCGUUCUCGAAGUCGACCAAUGAGAAUCUCAGGCUAAAUCUACAGAUGAAGAAUUACAAAAUGCUGCAGAGCGCGCCGGUGAAGAGCGAUCUUCUGGACGGCCUAAAAUAUAAAAAAUUCAUUCACAUAGAGACUUACCCCAACGGUGGUGCCACCGUGGUCCACAUGUACCAAGACGAGAUCGACGCGUUGUCGCGUGAGCAAGUCGAGGAACUGGCCCAGGAAUACUUUAAAGUAGUUUUCGGCGAGGACGAGAAUGGUAACGCUCACCACGUUAUGGGAAUAGUUCACAAUGCCGCGGCGUACCUGCCGGAUCUUCUGGAUUACAUGGCCGACAGUUAUCCAACGUUGACCGUUAAGAACGGAGUCUUAGGACGUAACAGCGAUAUAGAAACGACGACUAUGGUUCAAUACAAGGAGCAAGUGUGCAAGGCAUAUAGCAACGGCACCGUCAGAUACGGCCCUCUUCAUCAGAUAAGUCUGGUGGGCACCGUUCACGAAGAAGUAGGUGGAUACUUCCCCGACCUCUUACAGAAACUAGAGGAGAACCCGUUUUUAAAACUGACCAUGCCUUGGGGUCCGUUGUCCGUCGUGAAGAUGGACACGCCUCAAGAAUCCAACGACGGUCCUAUCUUGUGGAUCAGACCAGGAGAACAAUUAGUUCCCACAGCGGAUAUAAAUAAAAGCCCUUAUAAAAGACGCAGGACAGGUAUUAAUGAGCUUCGCAAUCUUCAGUAUUUGCCUCGACUGAGCGAGGCCAGGGAGUACAUGUUCGAGGAUCGGACGAAGGCCCACGCGGACCACGUGGGUCACGGUUUGGAUCGGAUGACCACGGCCGCUGUAGGUAUAUUGAAGGCCGUGCACGGUGGUCAACGAUCUGAAUUCAACAGGAUUACGAAGGACGUAGUCGCGUUUUACGCGGGCGACUUCCCGGAGCUGGUCGAGAAGUUGCAGUUGGACCUGCACGAGCCGCCUAUCUCGCAGUGCGUACAGUGGGUCGAGGACGCGAAGUUGAACCAGCUGCGUAGACAGGGUAUACGUUACGCCAGGAUCAAUCUUUACGACAACGACAUAUACUUUUUGCCCCGAAAUAUAAUCCAUCAAUUUCGAACGGUGUCUGCGGUGGCCAGCAUAGCCUGGCACGUCAGGUUGAGACAGUAUUACCAGGAAUCGCAGCACAAUUCGAGCGUGAGACAUUCUAGGGUCGGCGGCGAUCAUCGCAUCAAGGAGAAGAAAUCUUUGGGAGCAGUGACCAGCGGCGAAGAACAGAAGGAGAACACGAAUAGGCAGCGGGUGGACCAGAAACAUUCGAUAGACUCGUUGGAAGAGAAGAAAGCGAAGGAACGAGCUGCUGAGUAUCAGGGAAAUCUGAAGAAGUCCGAUCACCAUGGUAAAAGAAAAGAAGACCGUAAGAGAAAUCACUCGAGGCAUACUUCCAUCUCUGGUAAGAGGAAAAAAUCUUCCGAGAAAAAAGAUAACCGCGAUCACUUUAGCAAAUCUAUGGAAACUAAAACAACCGAACAAAAACAGGGCAGCGAUAAGAGAGAACAGGAGAGGUCGCAGGAGAGGAGACACGAUCGUCGGAGGUCCAACGAGAAAUCUAGCCAUCAUUCUCACAGCAGUAAUAGCAGCACCAGCAGCAGCAGUAACAGUCACCGCACAGAGAAAAAGAAGUACGAUUGCUCUGGCCACAAGCUAGAUCAUCAUCGUAGCCACCAUAGAUCCUCUGGCAGUAAAGAAAACGUUUCGAGUGAAUCGAAGACUAGUACGCCUUUGUCUAAGGAGAGUAAACGACGAUUGUCGGUGAACGAAAACGACGAUUGCGAUAACAUAGUUCUGGACCAGGAGGUGUUAACGCAGCGACAAUUCGUCGCGAAAACGUACGCGACGGAGGUCGUCGACAAAGCUCUAGAGAUCGCGAUAUACAAAUCUAAAACGGAUGUGGAAGAGGUCUGUCAGUCAUUGCGAACCGGUGUCUCGGAAGCGUCCAAAGAAAUGUUGGAGAGGAUUCAUAAAGAAAGUUUUGAAAUCGCGAAGCAAAAAUACAAAGAGGACACGGCAAAAGUGGAUAGAUAUCGCCAGUUGUUGGAGACGGAGACCACGUUGGCGUUCACGUCGAAAAUGGAGUGCGCCACGGAGAAUGCGGUGAAGGCGUUGAUCGAGAUGGCCGAGGACGAAGCUAAGGAAAGAUCCAAAAAGGAAGAUGUUGUAACUAGUGGCAGCUGCGAGGAGACUGUAGAACCGACUAAGAUCGCCAAUUCUUCCUCCUGUUCCUCGAUAAUGUCCACGUCUCCUUUGAUAGAAACGGAAGGGCAUAAUCAUAGCAACAGGAAUAGCGGUAGCAGCGAUGAGAACGUCUCGAAAUCGUCGGAAUCUGAAUCGCGUUCAACAGACUCAAAGAGAAGGGAGACUAAAAAUAGGGAAGAGAAGAGUUCCAGGAGCGACCGGCAUAAAGAUAGCAGAAGAGAUCGAGAUAGGAGCGAUAGAGAUCACAAGAGACAUCAUCAUCGGAGUCCUCAGAGUAACAAAUCUGAGAAAACCAGAGGAUCUAGUACGAAAGAGGAUUCCCAGAAACAUAGUAGUACAGACAGCAAGGAUGUUGAGAGGAAAUCGGAAAAAAGAAGAGACAGCCAUCACAGUCAUGCGAGGGAUCAGAAAAAAUCGAGUUCUUCCAGUGGAAGUCGUUCCUCGAAGGAGGAAACCGCGUCGAGCCGGUCUCACUCGUCCAGCGCUAAUCACAAGAGAAAGUCGAGCUCUUCGGAGGAACGCAAGGAUGCAAAGAAACCGUGCGUCGAAAGGAGAGAUCUCGUUGCCACGAUGGAACAGGAUAAGACUCUAGAUACCUCGUUAACUACUUUGUUAACGGUGACGACGACGGUGGCACAGUCAACGACAACAACUACAACGACGAGCACGAUCGUCACAACGUGAAAAGGUGAAAGUUUUAGAUCGUAGUACAAUCUCGAUUAGACGAAGUCCUACGCAAUUCUAUUGCGGGGACUCUAACUGAUUUUGGUUUAGGAAAUUCACAAUUAUGUACAGUAUAUCCUGAUUCAGGCUUAAGCUCUUCCUAUUGAACAGAGGAAUUUUUUUAAUAGUCACUUGCGAUGAAAAUCGUGCAGUUGGCCACAAAAGUAUCUGGUAUCAGUUUAGGCACAGAGUUAUAAACAAACGUGAAAUUAGAGUUUCAGUAGGCGUAAAAAUUUUAAUUAGAUUCUUUUAAAUCGUACAAUAUUAAUAUGAAAUUACAAAUCUAUUACUUAUUUAUAAUUUUACUUAUAUCCCGCUUGAUAUUUUACGAUCAAAAUUUUGUGGGACCGACUGUAUACAUAUAUAGAAUAACAUUUUACUUUUAGUUCGAUAAAAAUCUUUUCUAAAUGUACUCGCGAUACGUCUUUUAAAAGAUCAGGUAUUUUUCUAAACUUCUAAAAUUCUUUAAAUGGAUCUCUACAAAAGGAUUCGAAUAAGAUCGUUCUCGCGACAUUCAAAAUCACUCAUAAAUCAUACAUCCAAAUCAAGUUAUGAUUUCAAUUGAACGAAGUAAAGAAUUCCGACUGAAAGCAAAUCACGAUUAAGUUUAGAUCUACAAUAUGGAAUUUGAAUGUUAUUCUAAAAAUCAUGUAUAAGAUUAUUUUGCUAUAAGAUGCAGAAACAUAAACAGAAGGAAGGAAUUAAGAAAAAGUUUGUAGAGACUGUACGAAUAAGACAUGGUGUACAAAAAAAACGAGGUUUGUACAAAAUUCGUGUUUAGAUAAUCGCGCGAGUUAGAGGUGCUCUAACGCUUGUAAAUAGAUUAACAAACGAAUACGCAAUCGUCGCAGGGGGGUCUUGUAUAAACGAGUAUACAUAUGUACAUAUAGAAAUUAUGUAUGUACGGACAUUGACGGUUGGAAGUAUUGGUACGGAUCAAUCAUAUGAGAAUUUAUGUAGAUCCCGAGGACGCGUAUAAUUUUGUUACAAACUGAAACGUGUCAAGGAUUAACUUUUAUAUCGACGAUCAUAAAAGGAAACGAUAAAACAUAAUUUAGUUGGCUUUUAAUGAAAGAAAAGUGCUAACGUGAGAAUAAGACGUACGAGAAGAGAGAAGGAUUGUAAAUAAUAAAUUGCAUCUGUUCAAGUGAACAUAGAUUUUAUACGAUAUAACUAUUACCAAUACUUUUGUUCGUUAUUGUGCGUAUCUGGGAUUAAGUGGUAUGACUAGAUGCAUUUGUAAAAUUUUGUAUAACACACACUCCACUUGUGUGUAUACAAGAAGAAACAUACACGUGUGAAUGUAUAUGAAUCUGUAUAAUGUAAUGUACAUACAAACAAUUUGAAAGAGAAAAGUAUAUAUGAUAAAUGUAAAUUAUUUAUCACUGUUUUAUUUGAAAACGAUUCUCCAUGUGACUCGAAGAUUUUUAUUUUGCAAAAUCCCCUAUUUUUGUUUCUGCAUUUGUUCAAAAGAAAAUCUUCUCUACAUGGAAAUUAUCAUAUUUUCAACUUAAUUUAAAACAAUAAAGAACAGAGAAAUGCUAUAUAUAUAUAAUGUACUGAUUACAGCAUAUAUAGAAGAGAUAAAGAAAUGUUGUGUACAUUAAAGAAAUAAAGUAACGCGACUACGAUGACAGAAAAGUUUAAUUCAAGUCUAAAUCGACAUCGAUUGUUAGAUGAAGCUAUUAUGUAUAUGUACUAGUAUUUUAUAUAUUUAAACAAAUUUUAUUUAUAUUACAAAUGACGAGGAUACAAAAAGGGCAAGAGAAAAAGUUUUCGAUAACGAUGCUGACGGAUGUAUAUACGUACACUUAAUCGUUGUGUCGCGUACGAAUAGUGAUUAAUUAAUAAUUAAUUAGUUUAAUUAGCGAUUACACGAAUACAGCGAAUGCGCUCGGUUAGAUUUAUGGAUAUAAGUACCUACAUAAAAAAGGAAGAAGUGUAGAUUUGUGCAUACAGAACCGCUAAAGUACGUAUUUAAAAAAAAAAGGUAGAAACUGUUGUAAGUUAACAAUAUUCGCAUAUAAGUUAAUAUAUUCUGUUCUAUAAAAAAAAAAGAGAUAAUCGUAAUCGACUUAUUCAAUAUAUGAUAUUUUUAUUUAAAUAAGUCCAGAAUUGUAUUAGGUAUCUUAAUUUAUCUGCACUUAUUACAAGCCGUAUGUAUUUAUUUGCUGGUAAUCGGAAUCAUUUUUAAUUGUAAUGAAAGUUUGAAGUUGUAGGAUAAAGAAAAGGUUAUUUUCAA
This is a messenger RNA of Ceratina calcarata, 6484 nucleotides long. RefSeq lists its product as uncharacterized. Bases 25 to 4203 code for a protein of 1392 amino acids. NCBI's taxonomy places the organism in Eukaryota, Metazoa, Arthropoda, Insecta, Hymenoptera, Apidae. The transcript is spliced from 3 exons. Gene Ontology annotation, cellular component: nucleus. The record is from RefSeq and is a predicted model, not a curated record.